AUGACCAUCGAAGAGCAGGUGCCCGAGGAUUUCAACAACGCCCACAAGGCCGACUUCAAGUCCAUCUACAACCAGCCCGACCCGCGCGCCUACUUCGCCGCCUUGACGCCGCUGGGCUACCAGAUACCACAGCGCGCCCUCCCCGUCAUCGACCGCGUCCUGGCGCUCUCGUCGGUCACGCACGAUGCCACCACCACCACCACCACUACCGACGACAACGUCGAACCGGGCGUCAUCAAGGUCCUAGACGUGUGCUGCUCCUACGGCAUCAACGCCGCCCUCCUCCGCCUCGACCUCGACCUCGACGGCCUCGCGGCGCACUACGCCUCCACGCCAAAACUUUCGGCCGCCGAGCAGACAGCCGCGGACAAGCGCUUCUUCGCGUCGCGCCCGCGGCGGCCCAGGGUGGAGGUUCUCGGGCUGGACUCCGCGCCCGGGGCGGUGUCCUACGCCGUGGAGACGGGGCUCCUGACGGCCGGCUUCGCGGAGGAUCUGGAGGUCGCGGAGCCCUCGCCGGCGCUGCGGGCCGCGCUGCGGGACGUGAGCGUCGUGGUGUGCACGGGGGGCGUGGGCUACGUGUCGGCGACGACGUUCGCGCGGGCGGCGGCGUGCGUGAGGGACGCCGGGCGGCGGCUGUGGGUGGUGUCGUUCGUGCUGCGCGUGUUCCCGUUCGAGGGGGUCGCGGCGCGGCUGGCGGAGGAGCACGGGCUCGUGACGGAGAGGAUCGAGGGGACGGUCUUCCGGCAGCGGCGGUUCAUCUCGGGCGAGGAGCGGAGGGCGGCGGUGGAGGACGUGAGGAGGAGGGGGUUGGACGAGGGCGGGCUGGAGGCGGACGGGUGGUUCUGGGCCGAGUGCUGGGUGACGAGGCCGAGGGGGGCGGAGGCGCGGAUGGAUGAUGUUUUGGGGUCUGUUGGUGUCUUGAGGGUGUGA
Colletotrichum higginsianum IMI 349063 is the source of this 930-nucleotide messenger RNA. RefSeq names its product Methyltransferase type 12. The transcript has a single exon. Lineage: Eukaryota; Fungi; Ascomycota; Sordariomycetes; Glomerellales; Glomerellaceae. The coding region runs from base 1 to 930 and encodes 309 amino acids. The record is from RefSeq and is a predicted model, not a curated record.